Molecule: messenger RNA, 1737 nt
Organism: Ixodes scapularis (black-legged tick)
Lineage: Eukaryota; Metazoa; Arthropoda; Arachnida; Ixodida; Ixodidae
Exons: 4
Coding region: 1-1737 (578 amino acids)
Source: RefSeq, a predicted model, not a curated record
AUGUCUAACUCCAUCAUGAAUGAUGCGGGCAUGAGCUUGAGAAAAUGGGCCUCAAACGACAAGCACGUGCAGCACAUAAUGAACGAAGUGGAAGCAGAUGCAGUACCGGCAGACAGGAACCUUAAGCUGUCCAGAGCUUCCAAGGUGCUGGAAAUGAUUUGGCACAAGGACCGUGACAGUUUCAGCGGGGAUUUGGCAAAGCAGCUGGAGCUUGUAGAUGCCAAGGUGGAGGAAGUGGACACCCUGAAGGAGAAGUUUGAAGCACCUCAGCUUGAACUCGGAAGGUUUUCUGCCGAGUAUUGCAUCUUGCAGGAUGUCCUUCUUCAAGAAUAUGGCGAGGACUUGCCGGUAGUUGAGAAUGAUUCCGAACAACGAGAGUUCAGUGCCUUUCAGUACAUCAAGAAGCUGCUGGACAUCGCAAAACGCAAAAGAGAGGCCCUGGAAAACCAGCUUGCUAAAAAAGAAGAGCAGUUCAAUCUACUUCAGCAAAACUAUCAGUACUUAGAGGACCGGUACCAGUGGCCGUUACAAGAUCUCGCGGCGUUUGUCCGGAGCAUCAUCGGGGCAUUUGUCCAGAGGAUCAUCGAGCACACCAACCAGUCGUCAGAAGCUGCAGUGUCUCUUGAAGCAAGUCAGCUGGAAGACUUGAACUGUCUGUUGGCAGUGCUUCAGGAACGGGUCAAAUCCUUGACAGUUAGGAACGAGCCCCUCGCUCAAGAAAGUCAGCAGCGGAAAUCAUUUUGUGAAGAUGCGAGUGAAAAAAUUAGAUGCGUGUCUUAUGAAAGCCGCCUCUGGCAGCAGAGACACGGAAAGGUGGCCGAGACUUUGAGAGAGAGAGAGAAUGUUGUUAAGCGUCACAAUUCGUCGCAAACAGAAGCAGACGGAAGCUCCAUUACCGAGAAGGCAGAAACAGAGUGCGACAGAGUGGACGAGAAAGUCAGUAGCCUCCUAAAACGCAACGGAAAGCUAGAAAUCGAUGCCGACGUUUUGCGGUCAGAACUUUCCAGCCCGGAGGAGCAAGGCGAGAUGCUCGUCAGCGACAACAAACAUUUUCAACAGCUAGCAGAGAACUUAGAACAGGCACGACAUUGCCUCGAGGAGGAGCUGAAGACUCUGUGCAAGCAGCACGUCAGGGCCACCAAGGAGAUGGAGAACGAGCACAGCACUGCGCUGGACGUAGCGGCCAAGUGUGAGGCAGCACUACGCAGGAACCAGCAGGAAGAGUUUCACGCGGCAGCCCGAGAGAAACACAGCUUGGAGGACAGGUGCGCACAGCUCACAGAAGAGUGGGCAACAGCCAGACGAGCUCUCGCAGUCUUCGAGGAGAAGCAGGGCGCAGUGGGACAAAAGACCCGGCAGGAGCUGCAAGAGCUGUGGCAAGCAAACCAGCAGUUGCAAGAGCGCUUUCGCUGCCUCAAGGACAAGCAUCUCAAGGCUGAAGAACGGUUGGUACAGGCGCCAAACCAAAAACUGGGAGCCUCGAUGGAACAUGUCACCGAGGACACUGGGGGCGCAACCGUUACCACAUCAAAGAAGCACAUGGAACAGCAGAAACAAAUACAGCUGCUGAAAACUAUUUCCCUACAGCCUCAAACGAAGCUGCUGAAGACUAUGUCCCUACAGAAUCAAACGACGAAUCACUUGAAAACAUUUCCACGUCUACAAGGUCAACAGAAUGGCCAAAAAACAACAAGAAGCGGACGCGUCGUGGUGAAGCCGCUACGAUACAGGGACUGA